AUGCUUGAUACCCGACUAAACUUUAAGCAGCAAGUAGACCACGUGAGUGCCAAAGCAUCAGUAGUAAGAGCAAGCCUAUCACGGCUCAUGCCUAACGUUGGAGACCCAAAGCAGUGCAGAAGGAGCUUACUUUCGUCAGUUGUCACCUCGGUGCUGACUUAUAGAAUCUCCAUCUGGGCGGAUGCCCUUGAAGUCCAAGAGACAAGAAGAAAAGUCGCAUCCAUCUAUCGACUAAGCGCCUUGAGAGUGUCCAGUGCCUUCCGCACAGUAUCAGAAGAAGCGGCGUGCGUUAUUGCCGGAAUGCUGCCUGUCCGAGUGCUAGCCGAAGAAAGGCGAGCCCUCUAUCAACGACGAAAAUCAUCUGCGUCGUGGUCUUGA
Molecule: messenger RNA, 378 nt
Organism: Homalodisca vitripennis (glassy-winged sharpshooter)
Lineage: Eukaryota; Metazoa; Arthropoda; Insecta; Hemiptera; Cicadellidae
Exons: 1
Coding region: 1-378 (125 amino acids)
Source: RefSeq, a predicted model, not a curated record